AUGAGUGGAAGAUUCUUUUUUAAAUUAAAGCAUUUGAAUACUGAGACAGAUAUCAGUGAAGGGUUAAGAAGUAAUUUAUUAGAAACUGUGACACGUAGACUAGGUGGUUUUGAAACGAGCAAAAUUGUUGCAAAGGCUUGUUUUCUAGAUCCAAGAUUUAAAAAAGUUGGAUUUGGUACAGAAAAUAAUGCGGACAAUGCGCAAAAAUGGGUAACUGAAGAACUUAAACAGCUUAUUGCCAGUAGAAACGCAGACAAUGAGCCUGUGGAAAUGUAUGCCGAACCACAAACAUUAGGUAAUACUUCUAAUUCUGAGGACGAUAUUUGGUUGCAUUUUGAUAAUAAGUUGACUAAAAUAACACAAAUUUCCACUCCGUCAUCUAUGGUUAUUUUAAUCGUAAGGCAAUAUUUGGAAAUGGCGACAUUAGAACGCAAAAGAGAUCCAUUAGAAUUCUGGACUAAACAUAAACUUCUUUUUCCCGAAAUAAUGAAGCGUUGGGAGAGAACAAGGCCACUAACAAUAAAAGAACAUGAAGAAAUAAUUAACAAUCCUAAUUGGGACGACUCUGAAAUGGAGUAUGAAAGCGAUGAUGAGUCGGGCAAUGAGGAGGAUCAAGAUUGGACGAUGGAAAAUUUCUCGGAAAUGGAGGAUAACCUAGAAAUUCAAAGUGAAGAGGAAUCAGAGGAAGAACCAACGGGAUCUCAAGAAGAGGCUGAGGAAGAAGAUCCUACGAAACCUCAUGUUGAGAAAGGUAGUAAUAUAAAAUAUACUUCCAAAUCAGGCUUGCAGUGGAAUAGUCAGCCUUUUGUGACCACUAGAAGACGCCAGAAGAAUAUUUUAUUAUUUAGAAUGAAGCGUUGGGAGAGAACAAGGCCACUAACAAUAAAAGAACAUGAAGAAAUAAUUAACAAUCCUAAUUGGGACGACUCUGAAAUGGAGUAUGAAAGCGAUGAUGAGUCGGGCAAUGAGGAGGAUCAAGAUUGGACGAUGGAAAAUUUCUCGGAAAUGGAGGAUAACCUAGAAAUUCAAAUUUUAAUUGGAAUGUCAACGAAAUACAAAGAUUUUUCUGAUCUUGGUCUGAGGCAGAGGCGAAGAAGAUUGAUGUCAAUAAAAAAUGAAGAAGCUAUAGCAAGUCAACAAUGCGAUGAUGUUUAUUCCAGGACAACUAAAUGCGAUGAAGAUGUAGGUGAGAAACAAACUCUUCACUUGGACAAGGAUGGGUUUUUGUCGCCAUCGGCAGCACCAUCUCGUUUAAAGGACACUAACAGCAGUCCCAGCCCACCAGUGACGGAAUCAAAAAUUAUUAGUGCUCAGGAAAUUUUUUAUGACGAUUCCAAGCGCACACCUAGUGGGUACUUGGCAUGGAGGCUACGUACAGUAGUACGCAACCAGUUGUCACCCCAAACUGAUAAGGGGCUCAAGAGAAGAAGUGAAUCUAAUACUUCGGAAGAAGAGUCUGCUCCUAAAAAGAGAAAUUGGUUAACAGAAGACGAGAAAGCGGCAAUUAAGUUUUUAAAAUAUGCAUGUCCUAAGACACAAAAAGAUGAAAUAUGA
Molecule: messenger RNA, 1554 nt
Organism: Brassicogethes aeneus
Lineage: Eukaryota; Metazoa; Arthropoda; Insecta; Coleoptera; Nitidulidae
Source: the annotation of a GenBank genome assembly